CAAACUUCAAAAUCGCCCAAAUUCCAAAUAAAAAUUUGGCCUUUCUUCCUCCUCUUCCUUCCUUCUUGCUAAACGUUAACCAAAACCCCAGCAAAUCAAUGGCAUCCCAAGCCACUAGAAUCCCUCCUUCACUCCCAAAACCCCACCGGAAACCACUCCGCCCCAAAAAUUUCACGGCGAACCUCGCCACCCCGGAAAUAAAUUCUAAGAAGCCAAAUCUGGCGAUCGUGGAACGAGCCGAGAAGGAGAACCUUGAAAUCUCAGGUUUUGAUGAGGAAAUGAACCUUUUUGUGGAGGAUGCUUCGCUUUCGGAGGAGCUUGAGGGGGCGCGGCUGAGGACGGAGAGGCUCCGGUUGGAUAGGGAGAGGGGGGAGACGAAGAUAAGAGAGAUGGAGGCAGCAUUCGAGAGGUGGAUGAUAGGAGCGGAGAGGAGAUUGCAUGACAUCUUGGUCGCAGAGAUGGAUAUCCGGCGACUGGUCCGUGCUAAAGAGCACCGGGCUUCUUGCUUGAAAUCAUCAGCUUUUAUGUCUCUCAGAGCAAGGGAGGAGAAGAAAAGAUGGCAAGUUGCUCAAUUGCAGGAAAAAGGAAAUGCGGUGGACAAAAGAAUAUCAGAGUCAUCAGGGUCCAUAAGAAAUAAAUAAAUGAUUUUUUAUUUUUUUUUGUCAUUCUUAUCUUGCAUUAUUCAUACCCAAAUUUGUAAUUGUUGCAUAUUUUGGUUUCUAGUGUGAUAAUGUGGAAUGGAUUUUAUCAAAAGUGUUGAGUUGUUAGGUUUUGAAGUUAUGCAUAAGGAAAAGGUCUUGCUGUAACUUAGUUAUAGUCUCCUCAUGUAAAUCAUAAUUUCUUCCAGAAAUGCUCAAAUUAUACUGCCCAAAGGCCUCGAACAAA
Messenger RNA from Phalaenopsis equestris, 885 nucleotides. RefSeq lists its product as uncharacterized. The transcript is spliced from 3 exons. The coding region runs from base 99 to 641 and encodes 180 amino acids. Lineage: Eukaryota; Viridiplantae; Streptophyta; Magnoliopsida; Asparagales; Orchidaceae. The record is from RefSeq and is a predicted model, not a curated record.